AUUGCUGGGAUGUCCUACGGAGUUUCAGCUUCCCAGGAGCCCCUGACUGCCUGUUGGUUUUCUCUGCUCAGGUUUUUCUCCUACUUCAAAGGUGUGGAGGUGACGGAUAACGCCCUGGUGAAUGUUUACCCUGUGGGUGAGGAUUACUAUGCCUGCACUGAGACCAACUUCAUCACCAGGAUUAACCCAGACACCCUGGAGACCAUCAAGCAGGUGGAUCUCUGUAAAUACGUGUCGGUCAAUGGGGCAACGGCUCAUCCCCACAUUGAGAACGAUGGCACCGUUUACAACAUCGGCAAUUGCUUUGGGAAAAACUUUGCCCUGGCCUACAACAUCAUUCGGAUUCCUCCUCUGCAGGCAGACAAGGAAGACCCCAUGAACAAGUCGGAGGUGGUGGUGCAGUUCCCCUGCAGUGACAGGUUUAAGCCCUCCUAUGUCCACAGCUUUGGGCUGACCCCAAACUACAUCGUGUUUGUGGAGACACCAGUGAAAAUCAACCUCCUCAAGUUCCUCUCCUCCUGGAGCCUUUGGGGAGCCAACUACAUGGACUGCUUCGAGUCCAACGAGACCAUGGGGGUGUGGCUUCACGUGGCAGAGAAGAAGAAAGGCAGGCUCCUCAACCUCAAGUACCGCACCUCAGCCUUCAACCUCUUCCACCACAUCAACACCUACGAGGACAACGGGUUCCUGAUCGUGGACCUGUGCACCUGGAAGGGGUUUGAGUUUGUUUACAACUACCUGUACCUGGCCAACCUCCGGGCCAACUGGGACGAGGUGAAGCGGCAGGCGGAGAAGGCACCGCAGCCCGAGGCCCGCAGAUACGUCCUGCCCCUGAGCAUUGACAAGGCUGACACAGGGAAGAACCUGGUGACCCUGCCCUACACAACAGCCACAGCGACGCUGCGCAGUGACGAGACCAUCUGGCUGGAGCCAGAGGUGAUUUUCUCAGGGCCACGUCACGGUACAAGGACACCCCAGCUCCCCCAGGCCACAGCAGCCAAGUGCUGCCUGCACACCAUGUCCCACAGACCCUCAGCAUUCAUUUAUUUCUGUUUCCUUGUAGCCUUUGAAUUCCCCCAGAUCAACUACAGGAAGUACGGUGGGAAGCCCUACACGUACACCUACGGGCUGGGGCUGAACCACUUUGUCCCAGACAGGCUCUGCAAGCUGAACGUUAAAACCAAGGAGACCUGGGUGUGGCAGGAGCCGGAUGCGUACCCAUCGGAGCCGAUCUUUGUCUCCCACCCGGAUGCACUGGAGGAAGAUGAUGGGGUGGUGCUGAGCAUCGUGAUCAGCCCGGGGGCAGGGCCCAAGCCCGCCUACCUCCUCAUCCUCAACGCCAAAGACAUGAGCGAGGUGGCCAGGGCCGAGGUGGAGGUGAACAUUCCCGUGACAUUCCACGGGCUCUUCAAGAGGGCGUGAGCACAGACAGCAACACCCGGGCUUCCUCCAGCUCCCAAAAGGUGCAGUCUCCGUUUACAGGUGACCCAAACUCCCUCCACAGCCCUUUGCCUUUGUGGGGCUGCUUAAACUCAGAUCAAGCAGUUCAGUCUUGUCAAUGAUUCUUCAAAAUGGUUAAUCAGGUAUUUUUUAAACGCAGCCUUUGGUAUCAUUUCCAGUUAAAACACAAGUUUGGGGUGUUGGAGAGGUUUUGUUUAUGCGAAAUUAAACUUUGUAGCUGCAGCAGAGUGAAAGAAGCUGAAAGAGCAGAGUAACCUGAAGGCUUUUACAAGAGGUAACAUUGUGUACAACAGGCUGUGCUCUGUCACAUGGUUGAGAAUUUUUAGCCUACACUGAAGGAUUUUGGAUUUAAACACCAUCCUGAUCAUUGCUGUGGUAUCCUCAGAGCAAUCCCAGUGCACAGCUGCUUUGGGAAUCCCAAGAGGGUGGCAGGUAGAGUUUUGUUCUUCAGCCAGGCUGCAAACUGCACACCUUCCCUUGUGUGUUUGCUCUUUUCCCUUUCUUUUGUCCAAGUGCAGUUCCUUGAUUUCUGGAUUUCAUGUUAAAACAUGGACAUGAAAAAAAUCAAGCGAUUUUGGGCUGACUUUGCUUCCUUAGGGUGCUACAGGUGUUGAGCUUAAUCCUUCCUUCUCCCAGAAUAAACUUGCAGCUGAUGUUAAAAGAGGCUAUUGUUGAAAAUAAAAACUUUCUGCCAGCA
This is a messenger RNA of Poecile atricapillus (Black-capped chickadee), 2158 nucleotides long. Its product is annotated as retinoid isomerohydrolase. Gene Ontology annotation, biological process: zeaxanthin biosynthetic process; retinal metabolic process. NCBI's taxonomy places the organism in Eukaryota, Metazoa, Chordata, Aves, Passeriformes, Paridae. The record is from RefSeq and is a predicted model, not a curated record. Bases 10 to 1422 code for a protein of 470 amino acids. The transcript has 9 exons. Gene Ontology annotation, molecular function: beta-carotene 15,15'-dioxygenase activity; all-trans-retinyl-ester hydrolase, 11-cis retinol forming activity; retinol isomerase activity.